UCCUGUCCUGAUAUCACUCCGCUGGCAUGGUGGAGAAGCGGACCUGAUUGUUGUGAUGGUGGCAGGCGGCAGCCGCUGACUACACACUUCCGCCGCUGCUUCCCAUAUCCGCGUUUUGCGCCGUCUGGGCUGCUCGAGUAGCCUCUCUACCGGACUACCGCGGGCGCCUGAGCACUUGCAACCCCCACAACUUUACCUCUUCCCCGGGAUUUCUUUCAAACCAAAACCAUAUGAGAUGCAAGUUCACUGGGAAACUCCGGAGCCCGUUCGGUUCAGGCAGCAAAACUUUUUCUCCAAGGACAACACCGUGAGACGGCGAGUGGACUGUUACUGCUGCCGCCGCCGCCGCUGCUGCUCCGCGGGACGGUUUGUGUGUGUGUAACCGCUGAGCGCCUGCUCAGGUCCGGACCUCCGCCGUGUCGUUGUGUUGGUUUCCCGGUGGAGUUGUUGUAAGCAGCGUGGCAGCGGGUGUAUUGUUGGAUUCAGUGCGGGGCUUGCCCGGCUCUCACUCGGGCUGCCUGUUAUUUGUGUUCCCGGGAGCGGUUUGUUUGGAAACAGAGUACAGGAGGGAAGAAGAGACGGUCACUGCCGGGCUCGCAACCCUUUAAACGUGCCCGGUUUGUUUCUCCCUUCAGCGGCUGUUGUUGGUCGUUUCUGUCGUCCGCCGCCCGGCUGAUUGGGACCCUUCGCCGGGGAGGACAGAGGGGGGAACUCGGUGGUGGAGGUGGCGGCGUUGUCGGUGAGCGCGACGGGGGGGAAAGUUCUUCCAAAAUAGCAGCCACCCGGCCCAGUGAUGGGGGACUUCGCCUCCCCCGCUGCCGGACCCAACGGCAGUAUCUGCAUCAACAACAGCAUGAACCCGGCCGCCGGGAGCGUGGUGCCCGCCGGGGCGACGGGCAUACCUAAGCACAGCACCGUGGUGGAGAGGCUGAGGCAGCGGAUAGAGGGCUGCCGGAGACACCACGUCAACUGCGAGAACAGGUACCAGCAAGCACACGCCGAGCAGCUGGAGAUAGACCGCAGGGAGACGGUCAGCCUGUACCAGCGGAGUCUGGAGCAGAGGGCCAAGAAGUCCGCCGGCGGCAGCGGCAGCAGCAAGCAGCCGCAGAGCAAGCAGCCCGACCCGGACUCUGCCUCCUCCGCGGAACAGAGGAAUAACACGCUGAUCGCGCUCCAGGAGACUGUAAAGAGGAAACUUGAUAGUGCACGAUCGCCCCUUAAUGGAGACCAGAACGGCAUCUGUGAUGGGGGCAGCUACUCACCGACCACCAAACGGGUACGGAAGGAGGGCUCUGGUGGUUUGGACUCACUAACAGGUCUCCCGAACAACAGCAACAGUGUACCACCCAUCUCGCCUUUGCAUCACCAAAUGGACAUUAAGCCAUUACUUGGUGGGCCCAACACUUCCACCGGAAACAACACUACAAGCAGCAAUGGCAACCAUGUUGGCAGAGCAUCAGAUGAGCUGGGGAAGAACGGUGGCAGCCAUCUGCCAGACAUGAAGCUGAAUGGCUCACUUGACCUGGAGGACAGCUUCGGCCUCCUCAAAGAUCUGAAACAGGAGCCGUUGGAUGAUGCAAGCGGGAUGGAGUCCUCGGAUCCCCAGUCUCUGUCCAAUCAGAACAAACUGUUCUCUGACAUCAACCUUAAUGACCAGGAGUGGCAGGAGCUGAUCGAUGAGCUGGCCAACACUGUGCCAGAGGAUGACAUGCAUGACCUCUUCAAUGAGGACUUUGAGGAUAAGAAGGAGGCAGAGUUUGGCAGGCCGGCAAACAAUCAGACACCGGGCCCGCAGGAAGCAGCAGGGAAUACGACGGCACCUGGAGGGGGAACGGCGCCGGCAGCAGCCCUGCCUCCUCCUCCUCAGCCCCCACAGGGAGGUCCACAGGUUCCCAUAGGUUCGCCACAGGUCCGACCAUCGUCGUCUGGCCCUCAGUUUGCCACCACUGCCAAUGGAACACCUCCGCAGCAACCUUUGCAGCAGUCUCCGGCCGUUGCCAUGGCAUCGGGUUCACCAUUGCACAACUGCGUGGCGCGUUCCCCUCAAACCCCUACCCAGGCUCAGACACAAGCAGUCUCCAGGCCUGGGAAUGGUUACAUAAUGAACCCAGGCCCGGGGGUCAGUCAGGCAGGAACAGGACCCGGAGCAGCUGGGGUCGCCCCCGGAGGUCAGCCUGUAGGGCCAGUGACGCCAGAACUUUCUCCAGCCGAGCAGUUAAAAGCAAUGGCUCAGCAACGUGCUAAACUGCUGCAGCAGAAGCAGCAGCAGCAGCAACAAGCAGCUAACUGGUCCCCUGCAGGUGCUCCAACCAGUCCCUAUAACUCUGGUCCCUUUAACCAGGACAAACCCAACAGCCCCAUGAUGUACCCACCACAAGCCUUUAACACACCACAGGGCCCUCUAGUGGCAGGGAUGGCCCCCAACAAUGGGCCCAAAGCCCCAAUGAGCAACUACCUCCCUCACAACCACAUAAGCAUGAUGGGACAGCAACAGCCAAACAGUAUCAACCAAAACACCCUGUCCAAGCAACAGCAGCAACAGCAGCAGCAGCAAACAGCAGCCAUGUUGUCCUAUAGCAACACCAAACCACUGAGUCACUUCAGCGGCAGUGGUGUGGAUCACAUAGGUCAGAGGAUGACUCCACCAAUGGCAGGGAACAAUCAGGUCAAGAACCCCAUGAUGCCUCCCUACAUGGGUGGUGGGGGCCAGGGGGCGGGGCCAGGGCAGACCCAGGGCCCAAUCCCGGGACAGACGGCCCACCUUAGUGAAGAGCAGAAGAGGAUGUUGCUGAUGAAGCAGAAAGUGUUGAACCAGAACAUGCCCUACAGCGCCAUGCAGCCUCAUGGACAGGAGCAAGGUGUGGUGGGAAUGUCACGACCACCUGGCGCUAUCCCUCCUCCUCAUCCUGGUGGAGGUGUGGCCUCAGGGGUUGGACCCAACCAGGGGUCAGGACCACCUCCGGGCUACGUGGGCAAUCAGCAGCAGGCGGCCAUGAUGAAACAGAUGAUGGCGAUGGAGCAGGAGAAGCGGGUGCAGAUGCUCAUGAUGGAGCAGCAGAAACAGCAGCUCUUCAGAGAACAGAGGCAGCAGCAGCAGCAGCAGCUACUGGCUGAGCAGCUCCAACAGCAGCAGCACCUCCCCAGACAGAUGGGCCAAGGCCAGAGGAAUCCAUACCCCCAAGUCAAUCAAUACCAAGGUCCUCCUCAGGAUCUGGCAUCCAGGAGCCAGGCUCUCCAGAACAUUCGAGCUGCCCGACUCUUACAGCAGCAACAGCAGAGCCAGCAGCAGAUGGUCCAGAUGAGUUCUGUUCAGAGCCAGGGUGGCUCUGUGGGACCCCAAGCUGACAUGGGCCUACCCUAUGGCAACCAGGGGUCUAACCAGGGUUCCCUGUAUGGGCUCAACCCCUCCAUGAGCCAAAUGAUCCACCAGCAGCAGCACCAGAGCCAAAGCGUCCAAGCCUCCAUGGGUCUUCCACCGCAGCACAACCCUGCUGGAGGGCCGCCAAGGCAAGCAGGUGCGGGUCCUGGGGUAGGAGGUAUGCCAGGAGGCCCUGGAGGUGGUGGAGCUGGAGGGUACGGGGGACAGGGCAUGUUAAUGAACUCCAUGACCCAGCAACCCCUCAAAGGCCCUCCCAAUGCCAAAGCUCAGGCACAGAGACUGCAAAGCAUGCUGGGAGCAGGAGGAGGCGGCGGGGUAAUGGGAGCGGGCGGCUGGCCGCAGCAGCAAGGACAGAGUCUGCAGGCCAUGGGGGGAGGAGUCGGAAGGACUACAGGAAGUGGUGGAGGAGACAUGGUGGGGUUCAGCUCAGCCCAGGGUUAUGGGAUGCAGCCAGGUCAACCCCCUCGCAUGGCCAAGCAACACUUUCAGGGCCCGGGACAGGGGAUGAGCCAGGGGAUGGACCCAAGGGUGGGCAAUCCAGCUGCAGGUAUGGGUGGCCCCAUGAUGGGCCCUCACAUGGGCGGUCAGCCCAGGACCAACCAGCCCCGGCCCAUGGUCAUGAACCAGGGAAUGAACCAGGGGGUGAUGGGCCAGGGGAUGACUGGGAUGGGGAGUUUCGGGCCAGGACCGGGGGGACCAGGAAUCGGGACAGGGGGAGGUGGACCCUAUGGACCCGCAGGAGUUGGGGUUGGAGGUCAGCCGCAGGGCUACCAGAGGACAGCCAAUCAGGACAUGUCAUCUUAUGGAUAUGGGGGCGGGCCCUCAGGUGGCGCAGCCUUCGGAAUGGGCGAUGGCUCAGGGGCGGAGCUGGACUCAAGCGAUGGGUGGAUGGAGGAGUUUUUCCCGAGCCAAUAGCCAACAGGGAAAGUGGAGAAGAGUUUUUACUGGAUGAACUAAACAUUAAAGUAGGACAAAAGUUAAAACCUGAGAAAGUAAAACAGAACGACACGACGUAGACUGGCAUGUUUUUGUUUUGUAAAACAUGGGCAAGGUUAUAAAUGAGUUCUUGUGUUACAUUUCGUGUAUGAGUGUAUGUGUGUGUGUGCGAUUGUGUGAUGGAGAGAGAGCGAUCAUUAUGUCUUGUGCAUAUUAAUGAAAAACCAAUAUAGAGAUUAAGAGGUGUGUUUCAUUAGUUUUCUUCUCUUUUUUUUUCGCGGAAUGAAUUUUUCUCAUGUUCCAGUGUUUGAAAGCGAGCCCCGUUUACACAGCACCGCUUUGAGCCCGAGCUUCAGCAGAGGCUGAUUGAACACCACAGACUGAUGACGGGGAAGGAAGACUUGUUCUCAAGACAGCAAUUUAUUUGUGUUUGUGUGUUUGUGCCACCCAGCUCAGUGCUGCUCAGAUCUCUCAACUGUGUGAGGAGCUGAAGGGAGUAGAAAGCACUCUCAAUGCUCCCAUUUCCUCUCUUAGAUUUGUGUCCCCCAUAUAUACACACACACACACACACGACAUACACAAAUCUCUCUCCCACACACUCUCUCACUCUGUUCUUUUCACUUGAUCUCUCUCUGUCUCUCUCUCAUCCUCAUUUUUUUCUCUCUCUCCUCCCGUCUUUCCCACCCUCUCUCCGGAGACUCGUUCCUCACUCUCAACACUCCUUUCUCUGUUUAAAUUGUGAACAUCACAACAGAACAAAUGAUGUUCCUCUAUUGUGCCAGACAAGCACACUCUGCCCUCUAGUGCUUUUGCUAGGCAACCGACCUGGGUGGCGUUAUUUUUUCUUUCUUUUCCUUUUUUUUUUGAUGAGGGGGUUCAUUUCCUGUGUGUGGCUGUGGAUGACGGGUAUGCACAUAGAGGAAGACAAAGAGAAUAGGCAGCUAAAGCAAGCAUUUGGUCUCAAAAGCUCACACACACACACACACCAAUCACCCAACAAACAAACAUCAGCCCGGGAGGAUGAGCAGAUGUGUGAGAGGCAGCUAACAGAGCUAAUAUGACAUGAAACCCUCUCUCUGUGUGACACAAACCACAUUACAUGCAUCAGGCUGACACGAAGCAGAAUGAUUCGCUGGGCACUGAAUGUAUUCAAGCACCACAAGUGACUUCUUCUUUUUAAGGGAAAAAAACGUUCAUCAAAAAAACCACCUACAUAUUGUUUUGUUCGUUGCUGUGUUUUAUCUCUAACAACGAUGCUGGUUGUGUCUUUGUUGCUUAAAAAGCAAAAAAAAAAAAAAGAAGUUGAAAUUAGCCCUCUUUUAGUUUGUGUUGUCUUUUUAAUAUCUGUUUGUCCUCCCGUCGCACCUCAGCCUUCUCUUCCGAUCGUGACACAGCUGGUUGUCAAGUCACCGUGGCCCUGCUUUACAUCACGGCUUCGCUUGUACCGCAGCUAUAAAACACCCUCGCUCCAGACUAGAACAUAACUGUGCUAUACUGUAACACUACUGUGAAGAAAUACGAGUUGUCCCCUUGCAGCGCUUUACUAAGAAAACGAAUCACUGCAGAAAGUUUUAGAGGAAGUAGAGAAGCUUCAGACAGCUGAUCAGGGCUUAAAGGGUGACUACAGUUAGCGCCAGUUAGCAUUAAACCAAGCAGUGCUUCCACUGAAGUCAGUGUCUCCCCUCCUCUCAGUAAACUGUAGUCUGUCCACUCCUUCGCCCUCAUGGUUGAGUCAUAAAUAUCUGUUAGAUAGGUUUUAAUACAGUAGGCGUUGGUAAGAUAACACCUUACUCCUCUAGCUGUUUUGCAAUCUUGGUUAAAAGAUGAAUGAAAAUCAGUCUGCGCGUGCAUUACUUUGUAUUUAGUUCAUCAGAGUGAACGUUUGGAGGAUGAUGCUGUAAUCAACGAACCAAAAAGCCUUCUUCUCUGUAAACUAACUCUCCUUGCCAUCAACGCAUCUGUUCUCAUGGUUGUUGCCGUUGUACAAAUCAAACCCUUUAAAUACAAACUCUAACCACCAUGCCCGUUUGUCCCGUAGGUGUUGCUGCGUUUGGUAGCGCCCACGAAUGAGGUUCUGUACUUUGUUUUUUCGUCAUGCUCGGUGGGGUAGAAGUGCUCCGUCUCACUGUGUGGAGUUGAAGGUCAAUGGCAGACAGAAGUAUAGGUUGCAGCGUUCCCAGGUUCUAUCUGGGGAGAAUGGUUAAAAACAAGUGAAACCCUGUGUCAGUGUCUGGAUAAACUCUUGGAAUGUUUGAGCCUUCCUCGCGCAGGAGAAGCAGUGGUGCUAAGUGGCUCCACUGCUUAUACUUCCAAAACUUUGAUAGUACUGCAGCACCACAGGCAGGCUCAUGUAUAAAUUCAGAGUGAAAUGGAGGCGGUGUGUAGGAAAACACCUGAGGUUAACCACUCCGACCAAGAGGCAAGAAGGUAGACAAAAACUUCUGGGUAAGAGUAAAGGUCACAGCUGCUGCGACCCUUUUGUUUUUCUUCAGAGUGAGGAUUCGUGAUAUGGUUUGAAAUCCCUUCAGGAAGAGAGGAAGCUUCCUCCAAAAAUCUUUAUGUACCGGGACCAAGUCUGUAGACAACAUUUUAACAAAAGUUGUUGUUGUUGAUGUUCUUUGUUUUAUUCUGGUUUUUUUUGUUUUUUUUACUGGUGCUGACAUAUAUGUGAUUAUGAGAAAAACUAUAUAAAAGAUAAUGGCUAUUUGUAAAUAUGUUUUUACAGGUUUAAAUACAUCAGAUAAUACAGUCUCUACUCUGUAAAGAAUUUACUGUUUGUUGGAAAAAUAGAGAAGUAUUUUUAUUUUGAAGUUUUUUUGUUUCCACUUUUAACCCAUCUGAGCUAUGCCAUUGCACUUCAGACAAUGUCUUACUACUAAUUUGUAUUGUAAACCUCCUCUCUUUUUUGGAAUUUGUUUUCAUUCGUUUUUUGUUUUUUUUCUAGUUUGAGAUCGACUCUGUUCUUGAGCAGUGCUUAUUUCUUUUUAUCCUGUACAGAAUUCUGAAAUGUUAACAAAAGAGAGUUACAAAGGACUUUUUGUUUGUUUGUUUUUCAAAAAGAUACAAUAAAGAGAGAAUGUUCUCGCUGAUCAUAUUAAAUGAA
Hippoglossus stenolepis (Pacific halibut) is the source of this 7418-nucleotide messenger RNA. It is a transcript of the gene maml3, whose product is annotated as mastermind-like transcriptional coactivator 3. Lineage: Eukaryota; Metazoa; Chordata; Actinopteri; Pleuronectiformes; Pleuronectidae. The record is from RefSeq and is a predicted model, not a curated record. Bases 794 to 4294 code for a protein of 1166 amino acids. Gene Ontology annotation, molecular function: transcription coactivator activity. The transcript is spliced from 6 exons. Gene Ontology annotation, biological process: positive regulation of transcription of Notch receptor target; Notch signaling pathway. Gene Ontology annotation, cellular component: nucleoplasm; nuclear speck.